GAGACGAAGGCCGAGGUACCGGACGAUAGCGUGGGCGAGGCCCCGUGGAAAAAGCUGCAGCUCCUCUUGGCCUCGCCUAGCCACGGCGCGGCUGCGGUGCCACAGCCUAUUCGGUGGGGCGCCCCAGAGGCCGUCAAGCAGGGCUCAUGGGGCGUAGGAGGCGGCGCAGCCGUGGCGCCUUCGACUAUGGAGUGGAACGCCCAGGGUGGCUGCCAUGCAGGGGCGUGGGAAGCGCUUCGCUACGGCGCAGCACCGACACCGCAGGCACCAGCCUGGAGCGCAGAGCCCUCUGGCUGGAUGGGCUGCCAGUUGGCAGCGGCGUCCUGGGCGGUCCAGCCCGGAAACGCCCAGCAGGCCCUUCUGGGCAGCGGUCUCCAGCUCUGGGGCCCCGGGCAGGCGCUGGCGGGAGCUACCGUGCCCCCAGGCUUUGGCAGUGCGAGCGAGGGCGCCCAGCAGGGAGUGCUCCGGGCGGUAGAAGCGGACGUGGUGGACCCUUUGUUCCCGGAGCACAGGCGGCUCCAUGAGCAUGGAAGCUCGGGGGCGGGGCGGGAGCAGUCCAGACAGGGGGAGGAGAAGAGGUACGACAGGUUCUUGCGCCUGAUGCCGGAUGGCAGCUUGCCGUCCGACAGGACCAUCCUUUACUGGGCCUCGACGGUCCCAGCCGGCAACCCCCUGCUCAGGCGCGGGGCCGAGUGGCACUACCUGCCCAAGGAGAAGGGCAAGGGCACCCAAAGCACCAAGAACAAGAAAAACAUCCUGUCCAAGAUGCUCACGUGGACGGCCCCGUACAACAACGGCGUGCCCCCGGCGGGCCAGACGGAUGAGCCCUUGCCGCCGCUGCCGCCCGCGGCCUGGACGCCGCCUUAG
Molecule: messenger RNA, 867 nt
Organism: Prorocentrum cordatum
Lineage: Eukaryota; Dinophyceae; Prorocentrales; Prorocentraceae
Source: the annotation of a GenBank genome assembly